This is a messenger RNA of Oreochromis aureus, 1289 nucleotides long. RefSeq names its product granzyme K-like. The record is from RefSeq and is a predicted model, not a curated record. Gene Ontology annotation, biological process: proteolysis. Gene Ontology annotation, molecular function: serine-type endopeptidase activity. NCBI's taxonomy places the organism in Eukaryota, Metazoa, Chordata, Actinopteri, Cichliformes, Cichlidae. The transcript is spliced from 5 exons. Bases 18 to 803 code for a protein of 261 amino acids.
AGGAGAGGUAAGAAGAAAUGUCCUGCCUGAGAGAUUUCAGUCUUUUCAUCACAUGUGUGAUUCUCUUCAUCGUCCAGUCUGGUCAUGGUUCUGAGAUUAUUGGAGGGAAAGAAGUCAAGCCACACUCGCUGCCUUUUAUGGCUCUGCUGGAGAGUGACAAAGGAAUAUGUGGAGGAAUAUUAAUUGAUCCAGCAUGGGUCCUGACUGCUGCUCACUGUCGUAGUAUAAGAACGGUGAUCCUGGGAGUGCACUCCAUCGAGAAAAAGAAAAAGAAAGAGACACAUUCAAGGCAGGUCCGAAAGGUUCAGAAAGUUUUUCGUCAUCCCAGCUUUUCUGAAGAAAAAAGAGUCAAUGACCUCAUGUUGCUGAAGCUUAAUGAACCAGUGCAGGAAACCAAAACUGUGAAAUGUCGCCAGCUACAUGAACAUGUCAAAGACCCUGCAGCAGGCAGCAAGUGUCUGGUGGCUGGAUGGGGACUAACUAAAAUUAAACAACUAUCAGAUGUCCUUAUGUCUGUUAAAGUGACUGUGAUCAACAGACAAACGUGCAACUCUCCUGACUAUUACAACCACAAACCUGUUAUCACCAGUGACAUGAUAUGUGCUGGUUCAAAGGGUAAAAAAAAGACUGAUACCUGUAAGGGGGAUUCAGGAGGGCCACUGUUGUGCAAUAGAGUGCUAGUUGGAGUCACUUCUUUUGGACCUGAAGAGUGUGGUAACAUGAAAAAACCUGGAGUCUAUUCUUUUCUCUCAGAAAAACAACUCAAGUGGAUCAAGGACACAAUGGGGACCCCUGAAAUAUGAUGUCGACAUCAGUGCAGAUAUGAGCUAACAGCCAAAUAUGAAUCUUUGAUGCUGUUAAACAUGCCACUGCUGGGUCCACUUGAUCUAUUAUUUUUUCAUUUAAUUGCUUCUGUUACAUCUAUUAUAGAGUAGGUUUCUUGCUUGCUUUAAUUUUUACAGACUAUUAAAAGCAUUAGCGCAUCUAUUACAUGAACAAGUGUAUGUUUAAAAAUCAUAUAACUGGAAGUGGGUUCAUCACCCUUUUCCUUGCAGGAACUUGGGUGGGAUAUCUAUAACCAGUCUUUUAGUGUUGUGUAGGAAAAGAUUGACUGUCCAGCAUUUUAGCUAUUGUCAUUGCACACCAUACAUAAAUAUGGGUACAUAGCUUCAACGCCUGAAAAGAUAAGCGAAUGUAAAAGUGCCUUAAAUCUGCAUUGUUUCUACUGUACAUUCUUCUUUUUCUACUUUCUAUUAAAGCAAAUUUUUAAAAGGAAUCACUGAUUAUUU